GGUUCAUACAAAGUGUAAACUACAAUGGCAAGCGUUGCAACAUCCUUAGCUAUGGUUCUCAUUGUAGUUGUCGCCAUGUCCUAUGGCCUCCUCACCACCCACGCCGGCGGCAUCAACUUCAUCGCUCGCACAUGCAAGAAGACCAAUAACUUUGCAUUGUGCAUGGCCGUGCUAAGGGCCAACCCAAAGAGCGCCCAAGCAUCCACCGAGCAUGACCUCGCCAGCAUUGCUCUGCAAAUCGCCACCAACACCACCCGAAAGAAUGCCGCGGCCAUCUGUGACCUAGAUUACAAACACCAGGGCACACCCGAGGCACCAGUGUGGCAUGUAUGUGUCAAGGCACAUGUCCUUGCUGCAGCCGACCUCAUCACCGGUGCCGGCCCCAGCUUCCACGUUGGGGACUACGCUGAUGUGUUGAAGAUUGUGUCUGAGGCGAAGGGCGCAGGAGAUACAUGCGAGAACGCAUUCAAGGCGAUCCACAAAACGUCUCCCGUGACCGACAUGGACCGUCAGACGACGGAGCAUUGCGGCCUCGCCGGCGACCUCAUCCGCCCGCUCCUCACCAAAUGAUCUAUAAUAGAUCAUUUCUCGGCUUGUCUAUUCCUCUCAGUAAUAGAUAUAUUUUUCUUGUCGAGAAAAAAACAGAGAAUAAUGUAAAGUGUUCCUAAAAUAUGUUU
This is a messenger RNA of Triticum urartu, 677 nucleotides long. RefSeq lists its product as uncharacterized. Gene Ontology annotation, molecular function: enzyme inhibitor activity. NCBI's taxonomy places the organism in Eukaryota, Viridiplantae, Streptophyta, Magnoliopsida, Poales, Poaceae. The record is from RefSeq and is a predicted model, not a curated record.